Messenger RNA from Calidris pugnax (ruff), 3539 nucleotides. RefSeq names its product inositol-trisphosphate 3-kinase B (gene ITPKB). Bases 308 to 2146 code for a protein of 612 amino acids. Gene Ontology annotation, cellular component: cytoplasm; nucleus. The transcript has 8 exons. The record is from RefSeq and is a predicted model, not a curated record. Gene Ontology annotation, molecular function: inositol tetrakisphosphate kinase activity; inositol-1,4,5-trisphosphate 3-kinase activity. Gene Ontology annotation, biological process: inositol phosphate biosynthetic process. Lineage: Eukaryota; Metazoa; Chordata; Aves; Charadriiformes; Scolopacidae.
CCCGGGUCCGAACCCGCGGAGGGAGCGGGACCGCGCUCCGCGCCCGCGGAGAUGGUUUCCCCAGCGCCCUGCGGCCGCCGGCGCUGCCGGGCGCUGCCGGGCACCGCGCACUGAAAGCGGGCGCGGAUCUUGCUCCAGCUGUCCCGUUUUAUGGAGCUGUGGGCCGGAGCCAGCCCAGCUCCCUUGCUGCCUCCCGGCGAUGCUGCUGGUCCCGGUGCGGAGAGACCCUCAGCGGCCCCGCGGAGCCUGAGCGCCGAGGCGGCGGCGGCAGCGGCGGCGGCCCCCCUGUGCCCCCAGGCUGACUACUAUGGCCGUGUACUGCUAUGCGCUCAAUAGCUUGGUGAUGAUGAAUAGCAACAGCCAGGUGACAAGCGGCGGGAGCAAGACGCCGCCUCCUCCCAGUCAAGUGUUGCCCAGGAGCCCGGAGACAGCCGGCAGCUGCUGCCCGCUCCCCGUCUUCAGCCCGGCCCCCGUGCCACCCCGCUCCCCACGCCGUGGCCCCGCUUUCCUCUUCCCGCCUUUGGAGGAACCUCCAAGCCGGCAGCCGGGCAGCCCCAGGGGUCGGCGGGGCAGCCGGGGAGAAGAGGGGCAGCCAGGACCCCCCACGGCACGGCAGCUUCAGCGGGAGCUGCACAACGUCCAGGUGAACCAGAAAGUGGGGCUCUUUGAGGCACAGAUCCAGGCACACAGCUCCACCACCCAGCCGCCGCGCAGCCCCCGGCCGGCGUCGCCCCGGCUGCGGCCCGCCAGCCCCACGGUGCCGAUGGUGGGACCUGGAACUGGACCCCAGCCUCAAGCCUACAGGGAGAGCGAGACCCACAAUCUUGGUGGGGUGCAGGUCUGGCCGAGCACUGCAGAGCCCUCGGGGAGGCCAGUGGUGGUGGUGGUCCCAGCUGUGGGGCUGGUGGAGGGCAGCAGCCCCCUGGAAUCGUCAGAGCCUGGACCACGGCGAGGUGAGGUGGUGGUGGCCCCCACAGGACUCGAGGGCCAGUGCCCAGCCGUCGGCGGGAGCAUCCCCGCCGUCAUCGUCACGGACUUGGGGGGCCCGGAGGAGGAGGCGGGCGCCGUGCCCCCCGGCAGCCUGCCCGUCCGGAAGCUGUCGUCGUCCUCAGCCUCUUCCACUGGCUUCUCCUCGUCCUGGGAGGAGUCCGAGGAGGACAUCUCCAGUGACCCCGAGCGCACCCUGGACCAGACCCCAGCCUUCCUGCAGACCCUGGACCAGCAGAAGCCCCGAGUGAGCAAAUCAUGGAGGAAGAUCAAGAAUAUGGUGCACUGGUCCCCAUUUGUGAUGUCUUUCAAGAAGAAGUACCCUUGGAUCCAGCUAGCAGGACACGCAGGUAGUUUCAAGGCAGCGGCCAACGGCAGGAUACUGAAGAAGCACUGUGAAUCGGAGCAGCGCUGCCUGGACCGCCUGAUGAACGAUGUCCUGAAGCCCUAUGUUCCUGCCUACCAUGGCGACGUUGUGAAGGACGGGGAGCGAUACAACCAGAUGGAAGACCUGCUGGCUGAGUUUGACUCCCCCUGUGUUAUGGACUGCAAAAUGGGGGUCAGGACAUACUUGGAGGAGGAGCUGAUAAAGGCCCGGAAGAAGCCAAGCCUGAGGAAGGACAUGUACCAGAAGAUGAUCGAGGUGGACCCUGAUGCUCCCACUGAGGAGGAGAACGUGCUGCGGGCGGUCACCAAGCCCCGCUACAUGCAGUGGAGGGAGACCAUCAGCUCGACUGCCACGCUGGGCUUCAGGAUCGAGGGGAUAAAGAAAGAGGAUGGCACUGUGAACCGGGACUUCAAGAAGACACGGACAAAGGAACAAGUGAUGGAGGCCUUCAGAGAGUUCACCAGGGGAAACCGCAACGUUUUGAACAGUUACCUUAACCGGUUGAAGGGUAUCCGUGCUACCCUGGAGACAUCCCCGUUCUUCAAAUGCCAUGAGGUAAUUGGGAGCUCCCUCCUCUUCAUUCAUGACAAGAAGGAACAGGCCAAAGUCUGGAUGAUUGACUUUGGGAAAACCACCCCGCUGCCGGAGGGACAAGUUCUCCAGCACAACGUGCCCUGGGUGGAAGGGAACAGAGAGGAUGGCUACCUCUGGGGGCUGGACAACCUCAUUCAGAUCCUGACAGAGUUGUCCCAGAGCGAAGACUUGCAUUAAAGCCGCGUGUCCGACUCUGCCACUACCCCCAACCUGCCCCUGACUGACUCUUCUGAACUGCACUACAAGACACUUUCCAGCCCUUGCCCUUCCCAUUUGAAAGCUAUUACUCUCCCUAUUUAAUGUGGGGUUUGUUUUGUGGGGUUGGUUGGUUUUUUUUAGGUCGUCUUGGGUUUUGGUUUGUUUUUUUGGGGUUGGGUUUUUUUUCCCCUCUCCAUGUAAAUAGAGAGCUAACCUGCCAGAACAAAAGCUGAACUUGAAACCUUGGCUUCGCAGAGUCGGUGGGAGCAGCCCAGCAGGGGUUGCUUAAGGCAAGCACACGCUUUGCCCAUCAAGCUUUUGAUUUUGGGAGGGCCUGUAAGAGGGCUGGCGGAGGAAGGAGCCUCUCUCUGCACUGGGAUAGGCAGCUUCAUCCCAAAAAACACUCGGCGGCUGUGCCCAGGACCCUCUGGCAGCCAAGGUGCCUGAGCAAGUCCUGGAAACGGUAAAGGAUACUGGGGUGGGAACAUUUUAGUUGUCUUUGCCAGCACCUUUCAGCCCAGGGAACUGGCUGUUCCGAGUCCCUAAGAGGUGCCAGAAGGGCGGGUUUGGGUUUUUCUUUGUGUUCAAGGCAUCACAUGGAGGUUGCUCAGUUAUUUUCAGGUGGCACUGGAGAGUGAUGGUUCCCCUCCUGCUGGUUGGGUGCAGGUAUUUACCGUGGCCAGCUGCUUUCCACCCACGUCCCUCAUGCUGGGCGCACUGGUAUGGUGGGUAACACUUUGAGCUCCUCUCUAGAGACCCAGCUCCCCUGCUUGGAGCUGCUUCCAGCUCUCCUUACCUGGGGUCUCCAGCCCUCCAUGGGGAAUAAAGGCUGUGGGAGAGAAAAAAAUGCUUAUAAGGGACUAUCAUGAGACCUAAAGUUGCCAUCCAGGUUGAUCGGUCUUUUUUGGGCAGCAGCCAAGCACGUAUGUAUGGGUAGCUCUCCCAAUGCCCACACCUGGACCAUGGUGGCCCUUCUAUAUCUCCAUAACUUUUAUCAGCAGUAGGCGAAGGGUUAGAGCAGCAAAGCAGCUCUGGAGGAGGCCUGGUUAGAUGUCUUUGGCAAAGCAGAGUUGGGGCCAGGCAUGCCUGUGCCUUCCCUUUUUCCCUGCAGAGAUGGCUGACUCUGCCACUUGCUCUUCAGCUUCUUGGGCUGCGCCGAAGGUCUCUACGCUCCCGAUCCUGGGAAAACACCCAGUUCCCUCUUUAGGGCGGAGGCUAUUUUUUAACUUCCUGGAACAUUUGAACUCAGUGGUGGAGCUGGCUUGCUAAAGGUCAGCCAUCGAGAGGGUGGCAGGGAGUCCCUUGCAGUGCUGGAGGUGCAGGAGCUCAACGGCCACAAAUCCCUCACCUGCUCCAUCGCCAAACCCACUGG